Molecule: messenger RNA, 5048 nt
Organism: Alosa sapidissima (American shad)
Lineage: Eukaryota; Metazoa; Chordata; Actinopteri; Clupeiformes; Clupeidae
Gene: cntn3a.1
Product: contactin 3a, tandem duplicate 1
Exons: 24
Coding region: 374-3466 (1030 amino acids)
Biological process (GO): brain development; cell-cell adhesion
Molecular function (GO): cell-cell adhesion mediator activity
Source: RefSeq, a predicted model, not a curated record
UCCGGACUCGCGUAAACCAAGAAUCUUUAUUUCAGUCGCGCGGGUUGAGAGCCGGGGGAUUUCGUCUCUGUCGUGCGUGAAGCUACGGUUUAUCGCUCCCCAAUUUGUUUGGUUUCUCCGACAGAGGACUGCAAGUUGACUGUUGUAUGAAAUGUUAGCGUACAUCACGCCUAAGUUUCCGGGGGGAUUUAACCAGACAGAGGACGACUAAAUACGUAGAACACCAACUCUAUAACGGAUAGCCUACCGAGGAGAGGAGAGACGUCAGACAGAGGGGCUGGCCAUCAUUGGAAGGAGACAAGUCAGGACCCUCCACCCCCUCCACAGACACACACACCUCUGCUUGAAUGUAAGCUCUCACUGACCUCCCACUAUGAAGAUGGGGUUGCUAUGGAAACUGCUUGUGCUCCAGUCAUUCAUCGGAUGUCUGGCAGAGAGUACCACGCCGCUCCGGCCUGUAUUCGUGAAGCAGCCUGGCAGUAUUGUUUUCCCCAUGCACUCUACCGAAACCAGACGAGAAGUGACGUUCAGCUGUGAAGCCCAGGGAUACCCACCACCCUCUUACAGGUGGAGGCUAAAUGACUCUUUCAUCGCGCCCAGGCUGGGAUCUCGAUAUAGCUUCUCUGGAGGAAACCUGCAGAUCAGCCAUCUCAAUAAGGAGGAGGACGUGGGGAUUUACCAAUGCCUGGCAUCCAACUCCUUAGGGACCAUUCUGAGCAGAGAGGCCAGUCUGCAUAUUGCCUAUUUGGACAACUUCAAGACGCAGAAAAGGAGUCCGGUUCGAGUCCGAGAUGGCCAAGGAGUGGUUCUACUGUGCGGCCCUCCGGCCCACAUGGGAGACCUGACCUUUUCCUGGAUAUUUAACGCGUACCCGACAUUUGUGAAGCAGGACACCCGGCGCUUCGUGUCCCAGAAGACAGGUAACCUGUACAUCGCCAAAGUGGAGCCCUCGGACGUUGGCAACUACACCUGCGUGGUGACCAACACAGUGACCAAGAGCAGCGUGCAGGGCCCCCCCACACCACUGGUGCUGCGCAGCGAUGGUAUUAUGGGUGAAUAUGAGCCCAAGAUUGAAGUGCAGUUUCCUGAAGUCAUCUCUGUGGCAAAAGGACAAACCGUGAAGCUGGAGUGCUUUGCAUUGGGAAACCCCGCUCCCUCCAUCAGCUGGACGAGGGUGGAGGGAGUUCCCUUCCCCAGGAAGGUGGAUGUGAACAAGGCCAGUGGUGUGCUCGAGAUCCCCUACUUUCAGCCAGAAGACGCCGGCGUCUACGAGUGCGUCGCUGAGAACGCCCGUGGCAAAAAUGCAGUGAAGGGGAAACUCACGUACUAUGCGCCUCCUCAGCUGACGGAGAAGCCUCAGGACCUGCAGAGGCCGAUCGACGAGUCGGUAGUGUGGGAGUGCAAAGCCAGCGCCAAGCCCAAACCCUCCUAUAGGUGGCUAAAGAACGGGGAACCACUGGAACCCAUGGAGAACAAACUGCAGGUUGUCAACGGAGCCCUGACCAUCUCGUCCUUGACCCUGAUGGAUGCUGGGAUGUACCAGUGUGUGGCGGAGAACCGGCAUGGCAGGGUAUUCACCAAUGCCGAGCUCAGGGUUAUCGCCGUGGCGCCGGAUUUCUCGUCGAGCGCGGUGCGGAGCCAGACUCUGGCCAGGCAGGGGGGCGACGUGCUGAUCGAGUGCCGGCCCAGGAUGUCCCCCCGGGGGAUGAUCUCCUGGAGGAGGGGCAAAGAGGCCCUGCGGGAGAGCCACAGAGUCUCUGUACUGGAUAAUGGAAGUCUGCGGAUAUCAAAUGUCACCAAAUUGGACGCUGGGCUCUACACGUGUGUGGCCAGGAACCAAUAUGGCAUGGCAAGCAGCGCGGGGACUCUGGUGGUAAAAGAGGCCACGGUCAUCACGACCAAAGCAGCGCAGGUGGACGUGACGGUGGGUGAGAGUAUAGUACUGCCCUGUCAGGUCUCCCAUGACCCCUCACUGGACGUGAAGUUCACCUGGUUCUUCAACGAGCUCAUGAUCCAGUUUGGAAGCCAUGGCGGAUACUUUGAAAAAGUUGGCGGACAGUCUGCGGGGGACAUUAUGAUCCGUAACAUCCAACUGAGGCAUGCUGGAAAGUACACCUGUGCCAUCCAGACCAAAGUGGACAGGGGGGCAAUAGCCAUUGACGUGGUGGUUAGAGGAUCCCCCGGCCCACCAUCAGACCUGCAGGUAGACGAGGUCACAGAGACCACAUCGUCCAUCUCCUGGAGGGCUGGGCCUGACCACCACAGUCCCAUCCUCACCUACAUCAUCCAGGCCAGGACCUCCUUUUCUCUGGGCUGGCAGGCAGCUAACACAGUCCCGAAGCUGUUGGGAAUUGGUCAGCUGUCCGCCACGGUCACCGAGCUCAACCCAUGGGUGGAGUACGAGUUCCGGGUCCUGGCAACCAAUGCCAUCGGGACAGGAGAGCCCAGCAAGCCCUCGAAAAAAGUCCGGACCAAAGAAGCACUGCCAAAGGUGACCCCUACCAGAGUGAGUGGAGGUGGGGGAAGUCGAUCCGAGCUGGUCAUAACUUGGGAGCCUGUCCCGGAGGAGCUCCAGUGUGGCCCAGGCUUUGGCUACGUGGUGGCCUUCCGUCCUCACGGGGCACAGGGUUGGAUGCAGGCGGCGGUCACCUCCCCCGACGCCUCCAAGUACUCCUUCAGGGACGACAGCAUCCCACCCUUCACCCCAUACCAUGUCAAAGUGGGCGUUUACAACAACAAGGGGGAGGGACCAUUUGGCUCAGUGACGACCAUCUACUCUGCUGAGGAAGAGCCAACUGAAGCGCCCACUAGAGUCCGUGCCAGGAGUCUGUCCUCGUCUGAGGUGGAGGUGUCCUGGAAACCCCUGCCCUGGAACACCACCAAAAGACGCAUCAUGGGCUAUGAGCUGAGGUACUGGGAGCAGGAUGCGACGCAGGACAUGGCGAGUGUGGUGCGCACCGUGGGGGACCGGGCGCUCGCUGUCCUCCGCGAGCUGGACGGAAGCAGCACCUACCUCAUCAGCGUGCGGGCGUAUAACAGCGCCGGAGUAGGCCCACACAGCUCCGUGGUCAACAUCACCACCAAGAAGCCCCCCCCGAGCCAGCCACCGACUAAGGUCAUGUGGAACGCAUCAAACUCCAAGAUCAUCCUACAGUGGGAUCACGUCAAGGCCCUGGAGAACGAGUCUGAGGUGAUGGGCUACAAAGUGAUGUACAAGCAGAACCGGCAGGCCCGGCCCAGCGUGGUGGAGACCAACGGCACAUCCCUGGAGCUCUCGCUGCCCGUGGACGAGGACUAUGUGGUCCAGAUCAAACCAGUCAGUGAGGGAGGUGAGGGCCGAAGCAGCAGACAGAUCACCAUCCCCCGGGUAGCAGGGGCGCAUGUGGUUGGAGCGGCAUGGCGGACUCCCGUGUUGCCGGCGCUGGUGACGCUGGCUCUCGCCCACACAGCCAGGAUGUUGUUAUGACAAAAGCGGCUCCUUCUGGACUCGCCGAGCCGCACAAGAUGAGAGGCAAAACGAGACGCUGGAGAAGGAAGGCGAGGCACGGAGCGCUCGCUCAUGGGAACUGGCCGAGAGCAGCCGCCGUCCUCAUUAGUUUUUACAAAGAGCCUCAUGAAAGAAGCUGCAGUACCCCCACCCCCCUCUCUCACCCAGUCGCCACCAUCCCACCAUCCCUUCUUGCCCUGGAGAAAUGAUCAAAACUGGGUCUUGAGUCUGACCAUACCAAAGCUGCUUUAAAGACUGCUGAGUAGGAAUUGUGGCUUCUAUCUCUUCUUUUUUUUCAUUCACAUUGAAAUUCCUCACAGGAUUUUUCUGAACAAGGCAACUUGAAUGUACACAAGGAUAUACAGUACUGUGGAACCCAGCUUGGCCCUAUGAAGUCUAAUUACUUGACUCUGAUGGGUGGAUUUUACACUUGUUUUUAAAUAAACUCCAUUUAUUAAAGGAGAACUGCAGAUCAGCAGACCUACAGUAUCCUAAGGGAACGUUUUUCCAUAGUAUAACUGUGCGAAAAGGCCUUCAGUCAGUCCCAUGCUUGAGGUGGCUGAUCACUGCAACACAAAUGACGAGAGAAAGGAUGCAGAACUUGGGUGACACUGAAUCAUCACACACACACACACCCCUCUCUCUCUUUUUCUCCCCCUUUCUCCCUCUCUCAUGUCUGUCUCUUUCUUUCUCUUUAUCACUCUCUCUAUGUCUGUCUCUUUCUUUCUCUUUAUCACUCUCCAUCGUGUAGAGUCUCUUACGUGACCUUUGACCUGUUCUUUUGUUGGCUGAUUGUCCAGGUCGCAGAAGUGAACAAGUAUGCGGCCCUGUAACUGGAUGACCUUGCCCAUUCAUUUUCUCUGGAGUUGUUGCAGUACACACAUUAGGGCUGGUGUUUCUCUCCUGUUUGCCCUUCUCCCCAGUUCACAGCUGUGCUCCUAGGCUCUUUGGCUUCAGGCCUGUCCCUGUCCAUAACACCCCACCCUACUCAACCUGGCCCCUGGCUGUAAGUGGAAAGAGCUAAAGACAGUGCUAAAGACAUUAGUCCUGUGCCCCUCUCCCCCCAAUCCCUCAGCCAUGCUGUGCCACCAGCUUCCCUCGUCAGUCCCGCAGGUCGUCACGCUACGCUGCGCUAGAGCUAGCGCGUGCCUCCUCAGUUCACACACUGUACAUUUGAUGAAAUCCUCAGGACCCCAAAAAGAGCCUUAAAUGUAUCGCUAUCGUUAUCAUUUUGAUGACUGGUAUUAUUGUUGUUACUAUUUGCUAUUUGGAAGGCGUUCUUGGUAUUAUUAUCAUUCAGAUGAUUUGACUGUAACACAACUGGGUUCUUUUGUGUUUGCUUUCCACACCAUGUUUUCAGACUUCAGCCGGUCAGCAAACAAGUAAAUUGUGCAAGUUGGUUUUGCGAAUGAGUUCUGCGUUUGGCAGUGACAGUGACAGUGGUUUGUUUGUUCGUUUGUUUUUUUUAUUCGAUAUGGCUUAUAUGUUUUUUUAAGUCCUUCGCUUUUGAGCAUGAGCUGGCUGUGAAACAUGACUUGGGAAAAAAAGAGAAUUUGAAUGA